AUGAGGACGUCGCUGGUUCUACUGGUCUCGAUCGUAGCGUUCGCGACCGCAGCACCUCUUCAAGGUGGCUUUAGCCUGAACGCCCGAUUGUUCCCCCGGAGCAAGGACGAGACUUCAGUCUCCACGGAGACCGAGAUUGUCACCGGCAACAAGGACGCGACCAAUGAACCGGCAAAAAAGCAAUCACAGAAGACCGACAGUGGAACGAAAGAUUCGAGAACCUCGUUACCAGCCUCGAUCCCCGGCAAGGAUGAUCGCGGGGAGAACAAGGAGGAUGCAGCGCAUCCGCAGAUGCAGUCUAACGAGAUCAAAGGCAGAACGGCGAAGAAAGGUCGGAAACACAAAGCGAUCUUCGUCAACUAUCCUGCCGUUUCUCAUUUCGCAAAUGUGCCUUACAACGUCGAUUACACCGGUAAUAGCUUCGACACGGAGGAAAGAGCAGUGGACGGGAACAGAUACCAGGAGAGCAAUAUCUUUUACAUUCGGCUACCACCAAGUCCGUACAUGUUCGUUCCAGGUUUAGGCUAUAUCUCCCAGCCUCCGACUUAUACAACAUCUAACCUCCGACCUCAGAUCCCAUAUGCUAAACCCUCAAGACCAAAACAACCUGUUAACCCAUUCAUCAAGCUUCCAAUAGAUUUCGUGAGCAACGGCAAACCAACGUCCGUCUACCAGUGGCAAAAGAAACCUACCAAGAAACCAUCGGACAGUCCCAUCACGAAUUUGGACACUUUGUCAACGGAUUUCGUCAGUAACGGGAAACCAACGUCGAUCUAUCAAUGGCAGACCAAUCUGAAGCCGAUCAACCGACCCGACGACGUGGUCAACAACCUGGACAAGGGGCCCUACACUUUCAACGGCAAGCCCACCAGCUUCUUCCUGCUAAAGCCCGACGGUACCACCUCCGCCCGUCAGCCUAUCCGGUAUCCGGACUACCAACAGGAUAAUUCAUACUAUUGA
Dufourea novaeangliae is the source of this 960-nucleotide messenger RNA. RefSeq lists its product as uncharacterized. The transcript has a single exon. Bases 1 to 960 code for a protein of 319 amino acids. Lineage: Eukaryota; Metazoa; Arthropoda; Insecta; Hymenoptera; Halictidae. The record is from RefSeq and is a predicted model, not a curated record.